AGAGGAGCCUGGAAAGUGAAAGUAAACUGGUCCCGAGCAGGUGAAGCAGAAGUGAAGUCAGAGUUUGCUCACAGUCAAUGUCAGUGUUUUUCCUCUCAGACUGAAGAUGAGUAGUUAUGUGGAAGAAGAGGAGGACAGAGCAGAGUCUCCAGGGUUCAGCUGUGUGUCUCUGAAGAGUGACCGGUCCAUGGAUCCUCCUCUACACUUCAGUAAUGAACCUGGACCCUCACACACAGAGGAGAGGAAGAGGAGUCAUGUUUCUGAGGGGGGGCAGUCGUCCUGCUGUGCUUCAUGUCAGGACGUCCUGAAGGAUCCAGUCUCCACCAACUGUGGACACUGGUUCUGCAGACAGUGCAUCACCUUCUACUGGGACCAGUCAGGUUCUUCAGGAGACUCCUCCUGUUCCCAGUGUGGAAAAAGAUCCAGAACAGGAGCUGGAGCUCAGACAGCCGAUCGUGGUCUGCAGGAGGUUUCAGAUGAACAUAAGCUCAGUCUGAGGAGGACAUGUGAACAUGUGACUGAAGGAACUGAUGAAACAGGAAGUAGAACCCUCCUCAACAGGAUCUACACUGAGCUCUACAUCACAGUGGGACAGAGUGAAGAGGUUAAUACUCAACAUGAGGUGAGGCAGCUUGAGACGGCUUCCAAGAGGAAGAUCCUUCACGACACUCCCAUCAAGGUCCAGGACAUCUUUAAAGCCUCCACUGACCAGCAGAGCAGCAUCAGAGUCGUCCUGACCAACGGAGUCGCUGGCGUUGGAAAAACCUUCUCGGUGCAGAAGUUCACUCUGGACUGGGCAGAGGGUUUAGAAAACCCGGAUGUGGAUCUGCUGACUGUGCUUUCGUUCAGGGAGCUGAACCUGGUGAAGGACCAGCAGCACAGUCUCCUCACGCUGCUCUGUGUUUUCCAUCCAGCGUUACAGAAGCUCACAGCAGAGACGCUCGCUGUCUGUAAACCUUUGUUCAUCUUUGACGGCCUGGAUGAAAGCCGACUUUCUCUGGACUUCAACCACAGGGAGCUCCUGUCUGAUGUCACACAGAGGUCAUCAGUCAACGUGCUGCUGACAAACCUCAUUCGGGGGAAUCUGCUUCCCUCGGCUCACGUCUGGAUAACCUCCAGACCUGCGGCGGCCAAUCAGAUCCCUCCAACAUGUGUUGACAGGGUCACAGAAGUACGAGGCUUCACUGACGCCCAGAAGGAGGAGUACUUCAGGAGGAGAUUCAGUGAUGAAGAGCUGUGCAGCAGAAUCAUUUCACACAUCAAGACGUCCAGGAGCCUCCACAUCAUGUGUCAAAUCCCAGUCUUCUGCUGGAUCAGUGCUACAGUUCUGGAGCACAUGUUGACCACAGACCAGAGAGGAGAGCUGCCCAAGACCCUGACUGACCUGUACUCACACUUCCUGCUGGUUCAGACAAAGAGGAAGAACAUCAAGUACGGUGAGGGACAUGAGACGACUCCACAGCAGCUGACUGAGGCUGACAGGGACGUUCUUCUGAAGCUUGGGAGGCUGGCACUUAAACAUCUGGAGGAAGGAAACAUCAUGUUCUACCAAGAAGACCUGGAGCAGUGUGGUCUUAAUGUCACAGAGGCCUCAGUGUACUCAGGAGUUUGCACUGAGAUCUUCAGAGAAGAGUGUGUGAUCUUCCAGAAAUCAGUCUACUGCUUUGUUCAUCUGAGCGUUCAGGAGUUUCUGGCUGCAGUCUACAUGUUCCACUGUUACACCGAGAGGAACACAGAAGAACUUGACAACUUCUUGAGAACAUAUAGGAACACAAGGAGAACCUCCUCCUUGGAUGACCUCCUGAAGAGAACCAUGGAGAAAUCCCUCACCAGUACAAAUGGUCAUCUGGACCUGUUUGUCCGCUUCCUUCACGGCCUCAGUCUGGAGUCCAACCAGAGAGUCUUAGGAGGCCUGCUGGGUCAGACAGAGAACAAUCCAAAGAUCCUCCAGAGAAUCAUCAACAACCUGAAGGAGAUGGAGAGUGAUGAGAUUUCUCCUGACAGAAGCAUCAACAUCUUCCACUGUCUGACUGAGACGAAAGACCACUCAGUUCAUCAGGAGAUGCAACAGUUCCUGACGUCAGAGAACAAAUCAAUGAAGAAACUCUCUGAGAUCCACUGCUCAGCUCUGGCCUACAUGUUGCAGAUGUCAGAGGAGGUUCUGGAUGAGUUGGACCUGGUGAAGUUCAGGACAUCAGACCAGGGUCGACUGAGACUGAUCCCAGCUGUGAGGAACUGCAGGAAGGCUAUACUCAUUGGUUGUGGAAUCUCAGAGACUCACUGUGAAGUUGUGGCCUCAGCUCUGAAGUCAGACUCCUCACAUCUGAGAGAACUGGAUCUAAGAGAAAACAAGCUGCAGGAUUCAGGAGUGAAGCUGCUGUGUUCUGGACUGGAGAGUCCAAACUGUCGACUGGAGACUCUGAGGUUGUGGGACUGCAGUCUGUCAGAGAGCAGCUGUUCUUCUCUGGCUUCAGCUCUGAGGUCAAAUCCCUCUCAUCUGAGAGAACUGGAUCUGAGUCUCAACAGGCUGCAGGACUCAGGAGUGAAGGAGCUGUGUGGUUUUCUUCAGAGUCCAACCUGUCGACUGGAGACUCUGAGGUUGCAAAGCUGUAGUCUGUCAGAGAUCAGCUGUUCUUCUCUGGCUUCAGCUCUGAGGUCAAACCCCUCUCAUCUGAGAGAACUGGGUCUGAGUGACAAUGACCUGCAGGACUCAGCAGUGAAGGAGCUGUGUGGUUUUCUACAGAGUCCAACCUGUCGACUGGAGACUCUGAGGUUGUAUCACUGCAGACUGUCAGAGAUCAGCUGUUCUUCUCUGGCUUCAGCUCUGAGGUCAAAUCCCUCUCAUCUGAGAGAACUGGAUCUGAGAUACAACGACCUGCAGGACUCAGCAGUGAAGGAGCUGCUUGAUCUGGAGGAGAGUCCAACCUGUAGACUGGAGACUGUGAGUCCCGCGAAGCUCGUUCACUUUCAACCAGCAGGAAACUCUUAAAAUAUGAAGAGUUCUAAACAGAGUUUUGUGGAUUUGAUGCAGCCGCAGCUCCUCUGGUUCAGGAAGCAGAGGAUCAUGGGUAAUCAAGAAGCCAUCCAUUCCGCUUUGAGUGUGAUGUAUCGCCGCCAAUUACAGCAAAACCAGCAAUCUUUGCUUAUGUCUCACUUUGGCCCCGACAGAUCGGACCUGUUUGUUUUGGUGCAUUUUAAACGAUUUUGUGAGAAGGUUUGUCCAUAAACACUACUAUCAAAUACAAUAAAGUAAAGAAAUCCAGGAAGUUUCAUUCAAUCUAUGUAGCGAGGAUUCACACGAUCAUCGCUCUCACAUGCCACAGAUUCCGAGUGAGAGGUGCACGACUAAAGAGUGAGAGCGCAACUGCAGCUUGAAGUAUAAACAUUAAUGACAUCAUAUAUGACAGGACAUCCCAGUCUAUAUACAGUGACUGUUGUGUGGUGCACACUCUCCUUAAAUGGAAGAAUAAGGGAAGUUUAAAUCAACGUCUGGUUGAUUCAGUUGAUCUCUAACUCACCCAGAACAUCUCAAUCUCUCCAGACUCAUCCUGUCACCAAAACACCAGAUGAACUCAGUCAGCUUCCUGAAGACAGGUCCAUGGGUUAUUAGUGAGUAGAGAUGUCAGAGGUUUCCACCACAGUGUCCUCAGAGACAGUGUGUGUCCUCAGAGACAGUGUGUGUCCUCAGUCAGUUUGUUCUCCCCUGAUUUUUAUUAUAGAACAGUUUGAUCCUCGUGGUAAAAUAUGAGGCUCUGCUGUCAAACUGACCAUGUCUUUGAUUGGUCAUACGCAGAAAACCCUGCCCCUUUUCUGUGCACAUGCUCAGAUCUUGAGGAAAACCUGAGUGAACUUAACGAGUUGAUAACCAGCGUCAUGUGACCACUGAUACUGACUGUGUUGGUCAGGUUCAGUUGAGCUGAUCUCAGAAAGAUCUCCUGGACAUGUUGAAGUGGCUUCGUAGUUCAGGCCUCAGUGUUUCUUCAGUGAAGCUGUGAGAGGUCAAUGAGGACAGACGUCAGGAUUGGACAGAGACACAGAGAGACAACAGUCGGCCAAUCAGACGAGCCAGAAGCUGCUUUUGAUCAUUUGAUUGAGUUGAUGUGAAGACAACAGUUGUUGUUGUUUUCAUGUGAACAGGAAAUGAAGCUGGACCACAGCUGACAGCCUCACCCUGCUACUCUUUCUACUGUUUGAGUUGCAUCUGUAAACAAUGAUGUCUUCUUCUCUCUACAGAUUGAUUGAUCUCUGUAUAGAGGCUGAAGCAGCAGCAGCUUAUGUGUAGAGCAGCUCUGACUGUGCCUUGUUACUGGGAAGCAGAGAGGAGACGGAGCUCCAGAAGAAUCAGAGGAGGAGCACAGCUCUGAGAUCAGCUCCACUGUCACACAGUGUCCAUUCCACCAUCCUCCCUGUGUGUUCCUGUGGAUGUGACACAGCUUCAUCAGUGGAGCUGCUGCUGCUCUGACCUUUGACUCAGUGUCUACAAACACACUCACGAAAUAUCAAAACGCUGGACUUAAAAAUGGGACGUUUUCAUUUCUGCAUCAGGUGCAGAGCGGUGGUUGCUUGUCUACUCUUUGACCCACAGGUGGCGAUGUAGUAUAACAGCAGAACAUCCCAGUCAAAGACUUUAUAUUCAGUCUAUGAGUCAAACACAUGGAUCAUUUCCUCUGUGACGAACCGGUUAUAACAAAAAGUAAAAGAAAAGUAAUGUUGUCUCUACAUAUCUUGCUUUAAUGCACAAUAAACAUCCUUCCACCGAC
This is a messenger RNA of Platichthys flesus (European flounder), 4760 nucleotides long. RefSeq names its product NACHT, LRR and PYD domains-containing protein 12-like. The record is from RefSeq and is a predicted model, not a curated record. Gene Ontology annotation, molecular function: protein binding. Bases 107 to 2989 code for a protein of 960 amino acids. Lineage: Eukaryota; Metazoa; Chordata; Actinopteri; Pleuronectiformes; Pleuronectidae. The transcript has 9 exons.